AAAGCUCAGUGAGAAUGGAGACUGUAGAAGCCCAUCUUCAUCGACACUACCGAGAUCAACCAUUAAACUCACACGCAUGCGUUCAAAGGCAAGGGUUCAUGUUUUCAGCUCGGACGCAUGCUGAGGCUGAAACGUGUGUAUUGUUGUGUAUCUAAUCUUCUCAUCUCCUUCAGCAAACCUCUAUGUGUUCUAUUCUUUCCAGGUGACCAACGAAAGGACAGUGAAGUUCUUCACAGACAUUCGAGAUCUCGUGUUUGGUCUCAGUGAUGAAGAAUGGGACGGCGUAAAGAAAGACAUUUCAUUCCAGUACACAAAGCUGGAGUUGGUGAUUCUGUGCUCGUCCAUCGUGAAGUUCGUGUCGACUCAGGUCGUCUGGUGCAUCCUGCCGAUGCUCAUCGACUUCGUGGGAAUACAGCAGGCUCUCCAUCACCCGAAGACCUGUGCGACUCCAUCUGCAGCGUGAUCGAAGGAAUCGUAAGCCACAGCAAAGAAGCGAUGAAACAGACCAUGCUAAAGUUCAGCUCCGUGAGAGCUCCAGCUAACCAUUUGGAGAUGAAAGAUCUUUUGGGGGAAAGUACCGAUUCCCUGAUCCGUGUUCUUACAGCUUCAUCCACACGCACCAUCGUCAAGGAAUUAAUACGAAUUUGCUGUCCGGAGGUUUUCCACACACUUCCAAUGGAUAUGACAAGUGCAUCGUGUUAUAAAGUGAUAUGCAGCAUCGUGAGUACAAUUCAGCACUUCUCCGAGGAAGACAGCAACGAGGAGAAGAACACAGGCUCGGAAAGGAGCAGGAGGACUGCGGCCUUGUAUAGGUGCAAGAAGAACGCGGUCUCGGAUGAGAACAGAAAGAGGAUUUUCAGCGAGGAGACGAUCAACAUGGCAGUGCAAGCUGUUUACAAAAUCCUCACUGAAGCAGGCCAAAUAAUUGCUUCUGCAGGAUCACCACCCUCCAACAAUUCCUUCAGCGUUGGCUCCAUAGACGAGAUGACAAAAACGGUAUCGUCUGUCAGCGUGUGGACGUCGGCGAGCUUAAUUGCGCGCACGUUUUUAAGAAGUCUAGAAAAAGAUCCACCGUUUACCCCCCCACCUUAUAUCGCGCCGAAUUCCCUCUUGGCGAGGAAGCAUUUUCCGAUCGCCAUGAGAGACUUUAUAUUCGUCCAGAAGGAGGUGUGCAUGCUCCUCUGUAGCAUCGAAAUGGAAACGUUGGCAGAAGAAGCACCUCGUACAAAAUCGUCACGACUCAAUACGCGUAAGACAGCGGUCAGCGUCGCUCCCAAGCCAGGAAGCGGCGAUGCUUCCUCAGCACAGCGUUCCUCAGAGCAUCCAGGUGUGAUGAACGUCAUAAAACUCUGUGAAUGCCUGAGCUCUGUAUGCGACAAGGAACAGCUCAGACUCGACACGUGCACGGCCGAAGUGAUCCAGCUCAUUCUGACCGUUUACAGCUGGCAAGUCCAGAGUCUGACGUCCGAGAAAUUCCAGGCCACGUGCACUCAAUUUAUAUGCAAACUCCUGGUGAGAAAAGUGCAGUUGCUCCGUGCUGGGAAAAAAAUCAAGAAAUUUACUUUGUGCUCUUCAGACGCGCCGCUCAAAAGACUCUCACAGGACCUGAUUAAAUAUUUGGAUUGCGCAGCGUCGGAAAUUACAAAAUCCUUUUCCAGAGACCUUGAGGAGUGUUUAAUAACUCGGUGGAAGCGGCGGAGCGAAACAGAAUCGGCAAAAGUGACAAGCAAAAGCGCUUUUGAUUACUCAGACCUGUUCGAUCCUUUCCGACUUUUUGCGGACAUGAGAAAAAAGAUCAAAAACGUUUUCUCCACAAUUGACGAAGCGGAGAAGUUAGGCUCCGUCGCAAACUUUGACUCCUUCACUGAAAACUUGAUCAGAAAAGAUGGGACCUUUGAGAAAAAUAACAGUUACGAAAGUUUUUCUCUAGGAUUCGCUCAAAUUCAGUGUCGAAACGAGCACUCAGUUAUAAACAAGCUGAAGACCAUGUUAUCUCGGAAAUCCAUCACGCAGCAGCAUCCUGAGCACGAUAUCAAAAACACCAUCCUCGCUAUUCUGAGCAACCCGACCGCGUCGUCAGAAAUCAAGAGCAGGAUCUCCGAGUCGGUUUCGAUGGCGGCGUGUUCACGUGAUGGGAAUCCUGCUAUUUCCAAGCUACUCCACAUCUUCGUUCCGGAGUUCAUCAAACAUACCGUUUCUCUUUUAUCCAGCGCUGACAUUCUACAGAUGGUUGUUCAGACUGAUGCUGAAAAAGACAUUGACAAGGCGAUCGGAGAACUGACGAACAGUCUCGCACAUUUCGUGGAUCCCACCAACAAUUCAGUCAUAAGCACCCAACAGUGUGGACCUGAUGAAGAGGUCUCCAGCACCACUAUUCCAAACCCAGAGGAGAACAACAAGAAAAAAAGGAGGAUACGCUUCACUUUUAGGAGAAAAGCUUCCCGGAGCAGCGAUUCUCAAGAGGGUAAAAAAUCAGAAAAAAGGAGUGACCUACCUGGUCAUCAUGAAACCCACCACGAGGAUGAACUCUGGUGCGAUACUUCCAUACGAGAGACAUUUGGAGGUUUUCUGCGGCGGAAGUUUACAUCGUUCUCCAGCACCAUGAGAAAGGAGUUAUGUGGCAGAAUGCGAGACGCCACCUCCUGAGCGCCGCAUGACUUCUCUUCGCACUACAUGUUGACUAUAAGACGCUUUCAGAAAAUACCGUAUUUUUCGGACUAUAAGCUGCUACAUUUUUUUCCCACGUUUUGAACCCCG
Messenger RNA from Silurus meridionalis, 2757 nucleotides. RefSeq lists its product as uncharacterized. NCBI's taxonomy places the organism in Eukaryota, Metazoa, Chordata, Actinopteri, Siluriformes, Siluridae. The record is from RefSeq and is a predicted model, not a curated record. The coding region runs from base 274 to 2646 and encodes 790 amino acids. The transcript is spliced from 5 exons.